Messenger RNA from Brienomyrus brachyistius, 3254 nucleotides. It is a transcript of the gene samd12, whose product is annotated as sterile alpha motif domain containing 12. Gene Ontology annotation, molecular function: protein binding. Gene Ontology annotation, biological process: cell surface receptor protein tyrosine kinase signaling pathway. Lineage: Eukaryota; Metazoa; Chordata; Actinopteri; Osteoglossiformes; Mormyridae. Gene Ontology annotation, cellular component: cytoplasmic side of plasma membrane. The transcript has 5 exons. The coding region runs from base 685 to 1167 and encodes 160 amino acids. The record is from RefSeq and is a predicted model, not a curated record.
UCAUGGAAAUCAACACGUUUUUGGCGUCUGCUGCUGGUUCGGUGCUUGGAGAUGCGACCAUGAUGAAUACAGAUUACAGGCACCUGGAAAGUUGUGAGAUCGCGAUUGGAUAGCGCAGAUAUUAAAUCACGUAUGGAGAAAUCCAGGUUUGGUUUGAGAUAGCCGAGACGGAAAGCCUGAAAAGGGGCUCUGUGUGUGUUAUUAGUGGGGCUUGCGGACAGGUCGAGGGGGAUUUUCGCGGAGCGUCAUUUUGGUUUCCUUAUUUUUGAUUGUACUUGUGUGGAUGCACCUGUUUAAAUAGGUCACCGUGUAGGUUGGAUUUUGGCAGAGAUGCAUCAAAAUGCAGUCCGACUUUCAUGCGGUAGCGACCUAAGACAGGUGAAAUUUAGGGGGCCAGUACCCUUUUCGCUGCAUCUCAGCGCGUCAUUUUUCUAAGGCUGUCAUUGAGCGAAAGCAUCGCUUUCAGCUUCCAGACACGUCUUAUUUCGGUCUGUGGUAUAUGCGGGCGCCAUGUGGACGAACCGGCUGCGAUCACAUUAUAUGCCAUCGCUUUGUAAACUGCCAUUUUGAACAUACGUUUACUGUCCAGAUAUAUAGCAUAUUCCCAGUGUUUUUUGGGUUUUGCUGAGGCACAGAGCAGUCAUACCACCUUAGCGGGGGGGGAUCCCGUGGAUUCUGAAUCCGAUGAGAGCUUUCCACUGCAACCUUAGGCAGAAUGGCAUAGACCACCAGGUGUGCACAGAGGAAGUGACCUCACACCUGGAGGAAGAGUCUGUGCUUCAGAAUCCAGGCCUGAAUGACCGGAGUCCCGGCUUCCACGACCCGAGGGGGAGUCCCCGACAUCAGCAGAUGUCCGAAACUGAUGGCACUAAGCCAGGAACUGUGAAGCUGACCAAACCGGUGGCCCUCUGGACCCAGCAGGACGUAUGCAAGUGGCUGAAAAAGCACUGUCCGCACCAGUAUCAGAUCUACAGCGACUCCUUCAAGCAGCACGACAUCACAGGCCGGGCUCUCAUGCGCCUGACAGAUAAGAAACUGGAGCGCAUGGGCAUCAUGCAGGAGGGCCAGCGCCAGUGCAUCCUGCAGCAGGUGCUGCAGCUACGCGUGCGGGAGGAGGUGCGCAACCUCCAGCUUCUCACGCAAGCUUCUUUGGAGAGCUCCCCUUAGCCUGACGUCCCAGGGAGCCUCGCCUGCCACCGUGCCACCCUCCCCUCCCACGCCGCCUCCUCCUCCCACCACCCCGGGGCUCCCAGAAUGCCCUCCUCCGGACGGAACACUGCACAGGCUUCCACCCCUUUCACUAAAAUUAACGAAAUGGACAAAAAGAAAGCACCCCCCCCCUCCCGACACAUAUGUGUAUGCGAUACACUCCACUCUCUGUCCACUCCCCAGAAGUAGCACCUCCUUGUCUUAUACACGCACCCAGACAGCAGCAUUGAAUAGGUGUGCUUUCAGCCUGGUAUUGUGUGGGGUGAACCAUUCAGCGAUGGUGGGAGGGGGAGGCUGGCAGCAUAUCAGCUAUAUUAGCCUUGUUUCUGAGGCAGCACCCUCCCCCCCCCAUUCUGCCCAAAAGCAAGAUGGUUCAGUCUGAAGAAUGACCCUUGGCCAGUGUCUCUUGACUGCCCAUUUUAUCUCUUGCCUGCUGUGUGUGAUUCCUAACUAAGAGGAGUAACAGAACCCCAGUUCCUGCUAGAAACUUUCACUGUGACUCUGACCAGCUGUCUUAAAGAGACUCAUACUCCGCUUAGUCGCUGCUAGCAGUGUUGUGUCGCCCGGUGUGAGAUGUAUAGGGCUCACCUGGCUCGGCUGAGCAGAAGAUCGAAAACCUCUCCUUGGGUCACCAUGCACAGCCCGCUAUACUCGAAACCUGCAGCUUCUGUCUGUCUUUAGCUAUGAAAUAUGUAGGAAGCAAGCAUCAACUGCGUGAAAAGCUGAAAUAGGGUAACCUCUCCAUGGACGAGUAUUAUCACCUGUCAUUAUUUUGUCCGAUGGAUUCUUCGCUAAGUGUUGCUGUUUUGUGAAAUCGGCUGUACGCUGUAGAUAAUUGGGAAGUUAGUGUGGACGCCACACACCAUCGUCCAUGCCUUUAACCCUCCCGGAAGACCCCAGGGGAUCGCCGUAAUGGGGGCGAGACUGACUGUGUCAGCUCGGCAGAUUGGGGGGGGGGGGGUUAUUUUAGCACUUUAUGCUUUGUUUUCUGGGCCCUCUGGGGAUAUUGAACCAAAUGGAAACUCGGAGGAUUUUCAUUUUAAAAACACUGAGCAGGGGAUGAAAUCGGGGAGAUUGGGGUGGGGGGGGGGGAGGGGGGGUGUGUGGAAAUGCAUUCUGCUCCCCGAUAUGCAUUUAACUUCCUUUUUCAUGGUCAGUGGGUUUCGUGUGUCCCGGAAGGGGGUAUGUAGGAUCUACUUAGGACACCUUGGGAUAUUGAAUCCAGGUGUUUUUAAAUUCAACUCCCAGAAUAGAUUGUAAUGGGGACACCCCUCUGUAAAUGUCUUCUCAGAUAUAUAAAGUAGCUAUCAGCUUUAUGAGGUUUUAGUAGGAAAUCUGCAAUGACACCCAUUCACCACUAACAUUCUUACCUAAGACGUGUUGCGGUAUUUUGUUGCCAAGGUGACGCUUACCAUGGAAUUCCCCGAUGAGACUCAUAUCAUGUGACUAUUAUACUGUUCAGUCCAGGCUUCAUUCAAAUAGUAUUAUGCUGAUCUUAGGCCUGUUAUUAAAAGGAGCGAAAUGGAUCAAGACUCACAUGGUCGGAAUGGACAUUUUUCUUAUUUUAACCACCUUUCUUCUGUUUUUAAAAGCCAGGAAAAUUAUGUUUUUAUUGAAGUCUCUGUUGACGAGGUCUGGUAGCGCGAGCUUUGACUUCCGGCUCUGACCGUGUCGCCUCACCGAAGGGGCUGAACACGGGACUAUGUUUAGCACUUUUCACACUCACGGUUCACUGUCACUGAGGGGGAGGGGGGCCUCAAAGACCCCUCCCCCUCUCUCACAAUCAUUCUGCUCUCCGGUAUGGACAUAUCACUCAUCACCGAUCGAAUUAAAAACGCGUAUUCCUGUCGCAAUAGACACAACAGCAUGGUUUCUGUUAAUUCCUCGUGUUUUAUACGGCACAGGCAUGUGAAAAUGGGUUUCCUGCAAGCCCAGAGACUCGUAGUCUGUAUCCAGGAAGGGUGCCUGGUCAUGGAUCGUUACUGUGAACCUGUGAUUACUAAUGAUAAUAAAGGAAAAUUAUAAUAAAAUCGUAAUACACUAAA